Messenger RNA from Columba livia (rock pigeon), 3830 nucleotides. RefSeq names its product phosphate cytidylyltransferase 1A, choline (gene PCYT1A). NCBI's taxonomy places the organism in Eukaryota, Metazoa, Chordata, Aves, Columbiformes, Columbidae. The record is from RefSeq and is a predicted model, not a curated record. The transcript is spliced from 10 exons. Gene Ontology annotation, biological process: CDP-choline pathway. Gene Ontology annotation, molecular function: choline-phosphate cytidylyltransferase activity; phosphatidylcholine binding. The coding region runs from base 362 to 1465 and encodes 367 amino acids. Gene Ontology annotation, cellular component: endoplasmic reticulum.
GUCCCUUCCUGCCGCCCCGGCCCGACACGCAGCGGCUCCGCCCGCCGCCCCGUUGGCGUUGGCGAGACCGGGGCGGGGCCGGCGCCGGGAGCGGCUCCGGCGGCAGCGGAGAAGUGGCUGUGUUUUGGUGGGAAAUGACUUGAGCUUUGCAAGUAUUACUCUCAGCAAAGUGCUGGAUGAUUUCUGAAGGCUGUUGUUGCAACAGUUUAAAGAAAACUCCUGUUCAACUGCUUCCCCUCCUUCAUUCAGUAUCUGCAUUUGGGGACUGAAGAGUGAUUCCCUGAUUGUCUGGCAGUCAGCUGCUCCUCGCAGAGCCCGUUCAACACUCUCUCUCGAGUUCUUAGUGGACGUGCUUGGCAAGAUGGAGCCACCGACCUCGUCCAGGCUGAAUUCCCGAAAGAGAAGAAAAGAUGGAUCUGGCCCCAAUGGGGCGGCAGAGCUGGAUGGAAUCCCUCCAAAAAUGUCCCGACGCUCAUUUGGACUGAGGGAACCAGCUCCAUUUUCAGAUGAAGUGGAAAUCGAUUACAGCAAGCCGUACGUCAGAGUAACAUAUGAAGAAGCGAUGAGAGGGACCCCUUCGGAUCGCCCUGUCAGAGUUUAUGCUGAUGGAAUAUUUGACUUGUUUCACUCUGGACAUGCCCGGGCCUUGAUGCAAGCAAAGAACCUCUUCCCAAACACAUACCUCAUUGUCGGAGUCUGCAGUGAUGAGCUAACCCAUAACUUCAAGGGCUUCACAGUAAUGAAUGAAAACGAGCGGUAUGACGCUGUGCAGCACUGUCGCUAUGUGGAUGAAGUGGUGAGAAAUGCGCCGUGGACGCUCACCCCCGAGUUCCUGGCAGAGCACAGGAUUGACUUUGUUGCACACGACGACAUCCCUUAUUCUUCGGCUGGCAGCGAUGAUGUUUAUAAGCAUAUAAAAGAAGCAGGCAUGUUUGCACCAACUCAGAGGACUGAGGGCAUCUCAACGUCAGAUAUCAUCACCCGGAUCGUGCGGGACUAUGAUGUUUAUGCCAGACGGAACCUGCAGCGGGGCUACACAGCUAAAGAGCUCAACGUCAGCUUCAUAAACGAGAAGAAAUAUCACCUCCAGGAACGUGUGGAUAAGGUGAAAAAGAGGGUGAAGGAUGUAGAGGAGAAGUCAAAGGAAUUUGUCCAAAAAGUGGAAGAGAAGAGUAUUGAUCUCAUUCAGAAGUGGGAAGAGAAGUCGCGGGAGUUCAUCGGCAAUUUCCUGGAGAUGUUUGGCCCGGAAGGCGCGUUGAAACACAUGCUGAAGGAGGGCAAGGGCCGGAUGCUGCAGGCCAUCAGCCCGAAGCAGAGCCCCAGCAGUAGCCCCACUCACGACCGCUCACCAUCUCCCUCCUUCCGCUGGCCAUUUUCCACCAAGACUCCUCCUUCUUCGCCAGCCAACCGCUCCAGGAACGAGUCUGCAGUCACAUACGACAUCAGUGAGGAUGAAGAGGAUUAAGCUACCAGCUGGGAUUUGCUGCGAGCCACUAGUCGCCAAAUCCUAAGUCUGGACCCACUGGGGAACUCUAAAUGAACAAGAGAGCCAUAGGAACAGGGCUGAUGGUGAGCACAGGGCCUUGGAGGCACCCGUUGCUCUUAGCAAGGGCUGCUGCCUGGAAGCACAUUCAAACCUCCUCUCCCUUCUCCUCCCCAAAUCCCUUUUUUUUUGUUUACAUUCUAAUGGUUUCCAGGGGGAAGAUGGUUUUUCUAUUUUAAGAAAAUACUCUUUUAAAGCGCAAAGAAUAGCACUCAAGCGUCGCUUUUGUUUUGGUUUCUUUUCCCCUGUUAAACCUCCAGGCAAGAGGGAGAGUGGGAAGAUCCAUCUGUCCCUUCUUUCCUUCACCUGCUCCGUCUUAUUCCUCCCCAACCCCAGGCAGUAUCCAUGCCGCUGCCAAACAGAAGGUCCCUUGGUUCCUCAACCAGCGUGACCUCAAGAGCACGCAGGGAGCAGUGGUGUAGACAGGCUUCUAGGAAACAGAGACGUCUCUGCUGCGCUGGAGACGAUAGGAAUCUGUCCAGCAGACCCUGUAGUGCUUGUGCACCUCUUAGCUGAGCUUCCCAGCAUGUUACAGUGAGGACGUCCUGGGAUGCAGGAGUGUUGCACCCUGGAAGCAGUCACAGCACCAUGGAGUCACACACCCUGUAAGCGUGCAGCAUUCACAGCCUCAAAUUAUAUGGGGGCUGCAGGGGAAAGGCCUUUCCAAGCUAAGACUGCUAAAUCUUGAGUUAAAAUUCAGGCCUCAGUUGCUGUUGGAGAGAAGAGGAUGAAUCUUUGCUUCGGGGCACAUGCUGUCUAUGCGUUUCCAUGGGUGCAUGAGAGCCCAGUUAGGAAAUGAUUGUCUGUACUCCUUUGUGAAGUUCCUUGUCCCAGUCUCUAGUGUGUAAUAGGUUUUAAUGUCUGUCCAAACAGCCCAUCAACACUGUGCUCUGUGCAUGUUUGUCUGUGUUUCAGUUGCUGUGCUCUGAGGGCUGGAGCAGUCCUUCACACUGGUGCCAUGAAGUGGCUGCUGUAAGGACAAAACGUGAAUUCGUACAGCCGGUUUGCUGUACCAGCCGUGUUGGGGUGUGCAGCUGGACAGAUGAAGGGCAUGUUUUACCCCAGUGAAGGGCCCCAGCCCUGUGUGACAGUUACCCCGCUUGUGCAAUAAAGGCACAAACCUGUGCCUGCUUGCUCCGCUCCUUGAGGUGGGCCAGAAAGAGCGUCAGAGAGGGCUGCAGCUUUUUAAGAUUUUAAACGUGUAAUCUACUCUCUUGAAAUCAUGGUCCAGGUCAUGCCUGUUGUCGUGUCUGUAAUAAACGCUGAGCUCUGUGGGCAGUUGCCCUCCCCAUGCCACGUGCCUGUGCACAGAGUAGCUCCGUGCGCUCUGUCCCAGCAGCCAGCGCUGGAGGGACUGGACUUGCUGUCCCGUAGCUGCAAAGCUCCCCCUUGCUUUUCUGGUUUGCCUGUGAUACCUGCUGUCUCCAGGUAGAGCUGCUGGGCUGAGUUGCCUGUAUCCUCCUGCGAUGCUGGGAGCAGGGGACAGCUCGGAGCCCCGCCAGUGGUGCUGCAGGGAGGUUUUCAGAGCAGGAUGUGGGCUUCAGGGGGCAGUGGUUGCAAGGAGGCAAAUCAUCAAGUACCGGCACAGGCUCUGCAGGGUGCGAUGCUUCCAGGGGACUCAGGCUCUAUGGUGGGAGCAGCCUGCUGCUGCUUCUUCACAGCUUUUAUCUUGCUGAUUCUUUGUCAUGCUGCCCAAAGGGCUUGACAGGGCCUCUGUGCUUCUGUUGAGGCCAGAACCAGUAUGGGAAAGGGUAUUUCGGGGAUUCUUCAUCUGCCACUUGGACCUCGCUCAGUGGGGAUGUGGACGGCUCUGGGAGCAUGGCUGGCUGCUAUGGACUUUAAGCUGUAAAGAGCAAAUAGUGGUCACUUGGUAGAAGCCAGUCGUUAAUCCCCUGGUUUAUGAAUGGUAGUGCAUUUACAUUGGGUCACCCACAUUCUCUCUUCCCUCAUCCUCCCCACCUUCCCUUCCUUACCCUUCCAUCAGUAUGGGUGUUGCUUUCCUUUCCUGAGCUGGGUCACAGGCCAGGCUGCUUUAGAGCCUUACUACUGUUUUAAACACAAGUUAUGCAACAGUGUUCUGUAAUUUUGGAUAACAAUGGUGUUUUGGAUGGUGCUUUGUUCUGCAGAGACCUUAACAUAUUUUUUGGUCCCUCUGCAAAACCUGGGUGUUUGGUAAGAAGUCAGCCAUGGUUUUACAUGUAGCUUGGAAUCACAGAGCUGUUCCUUGUAACAAAUAAUCCCUGCUUCCUCCUUGCACUUAAAUUAAAGUGGACACUUGAAUUCCAAA